This is a messenger RNA of Lasiosphaeria miniovina, 546 nucleotides long. RefSeq lists its product as uncharacterized. Bases 1 to 546 code for a protein of 181 amino acids. The record is from RefSeq and is a predicted model, not a curated record. The transcript has 2 exons. Lineage: Eukaryota; Fungi; Ascomycota; Sordariomycetes; Sordariales; Lasiosphaeriaceae.
AUGGGCGAGCCGCUCUUGUCCGUCUGCAUGGCCAGCUCUCUGGGCCUCAGCCCGUCGAGUCUUUUCGAUCUGCUGUGCGCCCUCGAGAUUGUCGACGCUUUGGAGCGUGGCCAGCCUACAGACGAUGAGCGCCGCGUCGUCGCCAUGCCCUCGGUUGACGUUGAGGUCCGCGUCCUGGCUGCCGAUCGUGCGUCGGUCCAUUUUCUCUUCGCCCGCAUCAUCCGCCGGGAGUCGUACUUUCGUGCGCUCCUUGUUCAAUCGCGCGGUACACGCGUGCGCCCGUGCCCGGAGAAGUGCGGCAAUCCAAACGCGUCUCCCAAGUUCCGGCAUUGCGUACGCGUCCCCUCAUUCCAGGGCGGCGCCUAUGCCGAGUGCGUCUGGCAGUCGCACGGAUCUCGCUGCUCUCAUUCCAACGAGGGCUCAAUGUCCGCCUGGGAUUCGGGCGGUAGUUCAGCCGGUGGUUCUCCUCGCGCUGGUCCUAGCCAGCGUGUUCUUCCUCCGUCUAGUUCGGGCUCGCGUCUGAACCCUUUUCUGCUUGAGGAGUAG